This is a messenger RNA of Cryphonectria parasitica EP155, 953 nucleotides long. RefSeq lists its product as uncharacterized. Bases 1 to 849 code for a protein of 282 amino acids. The record is from RefSeq and is a predicted model, not a curated record. Gene Ontology annotation, molecular function: FMN binding. Lineage: Eukaryota; Fungi; Ascomycota; Sordariomycetes; Diaporthales; Cryphonectriaceae. The transcript has a single exon.
AUGGCCACAAACUCAGGAUCCUCUUCUGCCGCCCCCUGGCGUGCCCAGUUCCUCUCAGACAUCAAGCAGAUGGAACAGCCCUCCUUCACAUUCACCUCUCUCCACUCAUCCUCCUCCUCCUCCGUGCCGCGCGCACGCACGUGCAUCUACAGGGGCCUAUGGGCCUCCCUCCCGCCCAACGACAAGAACAAUGCCCCACGCAACCCAGACCUCUACGAGUCCGACAUGCCCGUGCUCACCUCGGACGCGCGGAUGGACAAGGUGCCCGAGAUCUACUCCUCCGGCCCCAGCAGCGGCGGAGAACAAGACGACGUCAGCCACUCGGGCGGCGGUGGUCCCGUCGAGGCCAUGUUCUGGGCCGUCCCGAUGGGGACGCAGUGGCGCAUCCGGGGCCGGGCGUGGGUCCUCUCUGCUUCUGACAUCGCGUCUGACGGCGCAGGUGCCAGGGCGGUGCGGAGUGCACUACUGGCACGGAUGAGGGGCCCAGGAGGAAAGGGAGAAGAAGCAGAUUGGGACUGGGAGAGAGAGGUCGUUGGGCACUUUGGGAACCUGAGCCCUGGGAUGAGGGGUAGCUUCAAGAAUCCGAGCCCAGGGACGCCGAGGGCGAAAGAACCGGGUCCCGGCGAAGGGCUGGGCCAGAAGGUGGGCGAUGAGCUUCUGGACGACGAGCUUGCGAGGAGGAACUUUAGGGUGGUGGUGAUUGUGCCUGACGAGGUGGAUCUCGUGAAUCUCAAGGACCCGGCUGACCAAAGGAGGUGGUUGUAUACAUACGUCGGGUCUGGCGCUAAGGCGACGAAGCCUGGUGGGAAGGUCGAGGGGGAGUGGGAGGUCGUUGAAUUGUGGCCUUGAUAGUGAGUGAGGGUGAGAGAGGGGGGGGGGGGGACACUGGAAUCGUGGGAUGAUCCUCAGCAUACAUAGACAGCUAUGUACACAUAAUUGCAAUGUUCUCAACG